Molecule: messenger RNA, 5864 nt
Organism: Limulus polyphemus (Atlantic horseshoe crab)
Lineage: Eukaryota; Metazoa; Arthropoda; Merostomata; Xiphosura; Limulidae
Gene: Socs16D
Exons: 5
Coding region: 882-3902 (1006 amino acids)
Biological process (GO): phosphatidylinositol phosphate biosynthetic process; intracellular signal transduction
Cellular component (GO): phosphatidylinositol 3-kinase complex
Molecular function (GO): 1-phosphatidylinositol-3-kinase regulator activity
Source: RefSeq, a predicted model, not a curated record
CUUACUGUUCUGUAAUACUAAUAGUAGCAGUAUUAACUAUUAUUACACUAUUAAAAAACUAAAAAAAGAACCAUAUUUGCAAUUUUCAAGGUCCAUAUCACUUAUCAGAAUAACUAAUACAAUUAUUAGUCUACUGUUUAAUGUUUUCUGAGGUUAAACUUCCACGGUAUUAUUUUCCACAUUUUUUUAUGUCUACCCACAUUCCUAAUAUUAAUUAAUAUAUAUAUCAUAGAGUUAGAAAUUAAUUUUCUGUGCUAACCAAACUAGUUAAAACUUCCCAAACUGUGGAGCUCAUAAACGAUUUCACCAGUCACAUUCACUGAUUCUGAGUGAUUCAUGCUGUCUUCCAAACAUUGAAACAGCCAUACCCUUAGAUUAAAGUUAAACCUGUCUCACACGCUUAAACAGUAAUAAAUGUUCCUUAAGACACAUUUUUAUCUUGAAACGUAAUGAACUGCAAAUAGUGUAAAAAGUUAAUUAGUAAUAGUAUAAAAUUUAGUCGUUGAAUUUAGGAAAACACAACUUGACAUCAAAAAACUUCUUCACUGCGCACUAUCUCGUGACACGCGAGGAUACGCGAGACGUUCACUGAGUUUCUAUUGUAUUGAAUGGAGUACGUAUACCUUUUAAGUGUGUUGAUGAAUGGAGGAUACUGGUUAGGCUACACCUUCUUCAGGGAGAAGGAUUAGCAAACAACUUCUAGCCAUGAUGUUCAUUUCAGUUUUACUACAGAUGGUUUGAGUGUUUGUACGUAUUAAAAACUGACAUUUUAAAUUUAAAAUUGUGAAAAAUGCCCACUAGAACUAUUUGUUUUGUAUAUAAUGUGCUUGAGGUCAGCAGGACUGAAGACAGUAACUAUGGUUACUUUGUGAUAAUUAAUUAUGGUGGUUAUUAGUGCUUCCUGUUAUGUCACAUGGCAGAUUUCCACUCAUCACCCACACAUAUCAUUGGAAGAACAAGCUAAAAUGGAGGAAAACUCAAGACAUAUACUCCUACCAGUAGAUUCCACAAAUCCUGGAGGAAAGCUUUGUGGACAGCUAGGUGAGCUUAGCUCUCCUGAAAUAAACAAUCAUUCAGAAUCUGUCACUGCAGCUGAGAAUGGAACUCUGAAGUCACCAAAUAUUAGCACUGAUAGUGGGUUUGAGGGAGAUAAUGCACGCCCACUGUCUUUAUCUAAUAGCCUUCAAUCUCCUGGAAGAGAAGCAGAGAUCUGGAGGAAUGAUGUGUUUCACAGUGAAGAAUCUGGAGAUGACAUUGGCUUGCUUAGUCCAAAAUCACCAGGGAAUUGUGUGGACAGUGCUGAACUUAUUAACUCAUCAUUCAUUGAUCAGAAAGGUAAAGUAGUUGAAGGAGAGCUCAUUAAUUGCCAAAAUCUUGUUGAUCAAAAAAAUAUGGGUCCAAAUUUUUGUGGUGCUGACAAAAGCAAAUAUAUCAUCAGUGGUGUGCUGCUUAAUCCUAGUGUUGAGGAAAUAAAAGGGCUUUCAUCAAGAGACAUUGAAAAUAAUCAUAGUGGAGAAGACCCUGGAUCGUGUGAUGAGGGGAGCUCACAAACUGAUAAUAGCCAUGAUGGAGAGUAUUUAGGCUCUUGUGAUGAAGGCAGUUCCCACACUGACUGUAGCACUUACUUAAACUCCUCCGUAUAUGAUUCUGUUCAUAUGUUUAGCUCUCCUGUUCGUACUUCACCGGACCCUGUUGUAGCUCAGGCCUUGUUGUCUGUUCGUCUUGAUGAUGGAGACUAUGCCACUCCUAUUGAUGCCAUUCCGUUUUGUACAGGAUUCCCUCCCUUCCGAAAAGAUGAAGACACUGACUUUGAAGAUUCUGUUUCUCUUCUUGGGGCACCAGUAAAGCGAGGUGAUUUUCGUGGUUUUAGUUGCAUGUCUCCUCCUGUCCGCCCACCUAGGGGAAUAAGACCCCUUCGUAUACGAAAAGAUGAAACCUGUAGUGAGGCAAGCUACAGCACUUCUUCUGGAGGCUGGAGUGAAGACAGCUAUGGGUUACCACGGACUGCCCACAGUGAAGGAAAUUAUAAAAUGGCUGGUACAUCUAAUUUUCAGGGCCGUUACAAGUCCUCUCGCUCUCGUAGUGAACCAUCAGCAAGAUACACCACAGUAGUCAAGCCUAAACCUGUUCGACCUCCUCCAGUAAGUCUAGACAGUGAUGAAUAUAGAAGUAGUAUUGAGUCCUUACAUAGUGGAGCUGUAGCAAUUGGUCAGUACAGUGGAAGAAGAUCAGCUUUUAAAGAACAUUUGGAAAGUAGCCUUUCACAGAAUGAUGUACCAUCUUAUUUCAAUCGUUCCUUAGAAUCACCAUCAAUUCGUCCUCCAUCUAGAAGCUCACAGAGCCAACGAAGUACAAGCGAGUCUCCAUCUGUUUCUCAUUAUUCAAGUACAAGUGAUGUAGCUAGAGGUCGAACAUCUCAACGUCCCUCAUCAAAGAGAAAGGACUGUGACAGAACACAAGCAAUUUCUGACUAUGGUGAACCAGAGAGAAGCCAGAAGUCUCAAUCAGUCCUGUAUGCCCGAGCUACAGAGGCUUCAUCCUCAGGAAGAAUAUCAGAAGAAACAAAAACAAGCAGCACCCUAGUGACUGAACAGGAAGUAGGAGCUGUAGGUGGAGAUAUUGAAGCUUCAGUUGAUUUAAAGCGACACAGUGUGCCAUGGGACUUGUUUUGGGCUUCAGGUGCUGCUAUCAGACAUCCAACUUCAAACAUUUCCAGAGAAGAACCAAUUCACAUGACAUUAGAAGAAGUUCGUACUUCUCUAUUAACAUUAGAACCUUCUCCUGAAAGCAUCACUGAUUCUUCAGUUCUUGAACAGGAGCACUUGAACAACUCCAUGGAACCUAAAGUUUCUCUAGUCAAACGUUCUUUUGGAAUAAACUUUCACAAUAAGAGGCCAAAAAAGAAAAGUGACAACAGAAGCCGCAGAUCAAAGAAUUCUGGACCUGAAAAAUCUUGUCAUAGAAAGAGUUUUCCAGCUUCUGUCAAAGCAGUACUUGUAAGUUUGUUCGGUUUAAAAAAAUCUAGCUCAAAAAAAAACAGACCAAAACAACGAUCUAGAACAAAUGGUCAACAAAAGAAAGACAAGAGUCCCAACACUAGCCCAUUUAUGAACCGAGCACUUCCACCUCUUCCUCGAGAAAGAUCAAGAUGGGACUUCUCUGAUGAUGAAGAGCACCCUAAAGACUUUCAUGCAAAAUUUGAGAAAGAAUUAGAGGGUUACACAAGAAAAAAAAUGGACUAUGCAGCAAGUAUCCAGAAAGUAAAAGAUUGUGGUUGGUAUUGGGGACCUAUUAGUGGAGAGACAGCAGAGAAGUUAUUGGCCAGUGAACCUGAUGGAUCUUUUGUUGUCCGGGACAGUUCUGAUGAACAUUACAUUUUCAGCCUUACAUUUAAACUAAACGGCUUGGUGAGACAUGUUCGUAUUGAACAAGACCAUGGAAAUUUUAGUUUUGGUUGCCUGCAGAAAUUUCGUAGCAACACUAUUGUUGACUUCAUUGAAAAUGCUGUGGAGCACUCGCGUAGUGGUCGGUACUUAUUUUUUCUUCAUCGACGUCCAGUGUUGGGUCCAAUGAGGGUUCAGCUUCUCCACCCCGUAUCGCGAUUCAAACAAGUCCAGUCUUUACAACAUCUGUGUAGGUUUGUUAUCCUGAAGAGGGUACGCAGAGACUUGAUAGACAAGUUGCCUUUACCAAGAAGACUUCGAGACUACCUCAACACCCCACACUAUUAUUCAGAAGAACUUGCUGAUAUGACACUGCAAAGCAAGAAAUCUUCAGUUGAAGAACUUCCAGUCAUUGAAGAAUCUAGUCGUUAUCUCACACCAGUGAUUGGAAGAAGACAAAAUGGGCAUCAAAAUAACUCAAGCUCACUAACUUUAGAAAGACAUCAGAACCGUGUUUGACAGUUUUGGUAAUAGGACAUUAUCUAAAUAUUGUGCAUGAUAAUAUAUUCAUAUUUAAUAUAUUAAACUUUUUAGCAGACAAUAACAUAGUGAUGGUACAGGAAGUGUGAAAAUCAUGAGCGCACACCUCAUCCCUCCUGCCCUCUUGUUUCAAGAAAGAAGUGUUGAAGCACAAGAUGUAAUUAAUGUAAGGAUACGUAUAAUUUGCAUAUUGGUGUUCUCACAUCCCUGGAUAUGUGUACUGAUAGUGUUGUUUUAAGCUGAACAGAAAUAUCUAAGACCUCUACCUUAAACCCUAUUAAUUUGCAUUUACCAGUAGAAUCCACUUAAAAUGAACUAUAUGUUUAAUUUUAUUGGUUUGAAAGUAUUAAAUAAAAAAUUUACAUAAUUUAUGUUGAUUGAAUAGCAAUAGAUGUAUAACUGGAGGUGUUCAGUUCCAAGAUACUUCACGUUUUUUCAAUUACUUUUCAGAGAAUUAAUGAAUAUAAGUGUGUUUUAAUUCAAAACAUUUUAUUCAGCUGUUGAUUGUUUACAUUCUCUUUUAAGCUUUUGACUGAUGUAGGAAAUGCUAAUAUCGAAAAAUUGGGUCAUGGAAUGUAUUAUGAUAACUGAAAAUGGGACAGAGUGUAUGUUAUGAUAAUUGAGAGUUGGGCCAUGGAAAAUAUUAUUAUAAUUACUGAAAAUUUUUUAUUAUGUUUGAUAACUAAGAAAAUAUCAGGAUUAUGAAGAGUUGAGUCAUGGAGACCACUGUGGCUAGUGAAUGUAAAGCAUAGCUUACACGGUUACUGGAAGUAGGGCCAAAUAAAUUAUCUAAUAUCUGAGAGUAACUUUAUCAAUAAUAUUAUGAUUUGUGAGAGUAAGGCUAUGGAGAACAUCACAAUAAAUAAGAGCAUGGCCAUGAGUAUUGUUAUAAUUAUUUAGAACAAGACUGUAUAGUUUGAUACGAUUGCUGAAAGUAGAACAAAAAAGUAUGUUGUUACUGAAGGUAGAGCCAUUGAGUAUAUAAUUAUAACUGAAAUUAGAGUCAUCAAUUAUAUUGUAAUUGCUGCAGCUAGAUCUGUUGAGUAUGGUUUUUAGCAUGAAACCACUGACUAUAUUAUGAUUCUGAGAGAAGGAUGUGAAGUACAGUGAAAUCUUGUUAAUCUGAACACAUUUAUAACAGACUAAUUCAUCUGGAUUAUUAAGAUAUUUGGGUAGUAAAAUCAAUCACUUUGAAUACACUGGACACUGUUAAUAGCAUGUAUUAUAAGUUGAUAAAUAUAAUGUUUCAAACUAGAAAGGGUGGGCAUGCAACUGGUAAACAAAGAGCAAAUGUAUGUACAAUGAACUCAUCAGUUUAGUAUCCAAUACAUUGUUGAUAAUUACACAUAUUGCACAGUCAAAGUGGCAUUUCAUUAUUUUCACUUUAAAAUAUAUUUUCAAACUAAUGACUUACAGAAUACAUAUUGGUCAAAUAUACAACAAAUAACUUUCUAAAGAAGAAUCUAAUCAUAGUUUGUAUUUGAAAUUAAAUACUUUUCUUUUGAAGUUUCUCAGCAGCUUUAAGCUCAUAUUACGUUAUGUCAUGAUCUUCAUAUAAAUCACUGUUUUUCAAACCAUGUGGUGACAUCUUUAAGGCUAGAUUCUGCUGUAUUCAGACUGACUGGUCAACUGGUGGAUCAUUUUUUUAUCAGAUUCAUUGUUACCACACGCUUUAAAGAGAUACAAUGGAAAAAAUGUCUUCAUCUGACAACUCUUUACCAGUUGGUUCUGCUGAGUCAAUUUUGAGCUACUGAUUAGCUAGCAUUGCAUCAUUAAUAGUCAAGAUGAAGGUAUCAAUUCCAUAAGCAAUCUCAUUAACAACUUCUUAUGUCUUAACAAGCUCAAAAGCUUCAUUCUUUUCAGGCUGCAGCAAAACCUCAACAUGCUUGAAGCAGUUUUUAAUAAUUUCCAUAAUAACUCUGGGCCAAACAAAACUUACCA